Molecule: messenger RNA, 1904 nt
Organism: Oryza sativa Japonica Group (Japanese rice)
Lineage: Eukaryota; Viridiplantae; Streptophyta; Magnoliopsida; Poales; Poaceae
Source: RefSeq, a predicted model, not a curated record
AAAAAAAAAAAAAAAAAAAACACUAUUCUAACCCUACCUCCUCCCAUUGGAUCCAUUCCCGACUCCCGAGUAGCGACCGAGGAGGCGAGGAGCGACGCGCCGGCGCCGUCGUCGGUCGCCCUGCCCCCCGCCGCCGCCCGCCGCCCGCCCGGCGCAUCCCCCGCGUCCGGCGCACUCACGCGCUAACCGCCAGCGGCCAGCCGGGCGCCGCCGCGCCGGCAGCAGCCAGCAGCGCGCCCGGCCGCGGCCUCCCCUCCAGCAGAGCAGCACGGCAGGGCAGCAGGCUCCCACUCCAGUCCACACCUCCACGGCUCCACCGGCCGACGAAGGUUUGAAACAUGAAGAAAAAAAGUGCUCCCACACCCCUUCCGCCGGAGACCGCCAACACCUCGCCCGCUCCCAUCGGCGCCACCGCCGGAAUCCGGGUUGAGAACUGCUACGUCUUCAAGAGCCGGCUGCAAGAGUAUGCGCAGAAAGCCGGCCUCCAGACUCCAGAGUAUCAUACCUCCAAGGAGGGACCUUCCCAUGAGCCUGUCUUCAAGUCCACAGUGGUGAUUAAUAACACCAGCUAUGGCUCCCUGCCCGGAUUCUCCAACAGAAAGGCUGCAGAACAGUCUGCUGCUGAAGUUGCCCUCAUGGAAAUUGUCAAGUCCAUACCAGCCAACGCAAACAUCCCAGCUGUUCAAGAGACUGGGCUGUGCAAGAAUCUUCUUCAGGAGUAUGCACAGAAGAUGAAUUAUGCCAUUCCAUCUUAUAUUUGCACCAAACCAGCCUCAGGCUUGGCUCCUUUCUUAUGCACUGUAGAGAUUGGUGGAAUACAAUAUAUUGGUGCUGCAGCCAGAACAAAGAAAGAUGCAGAGAUAAAAGCUGCCCGAACUGCUCUUCUGGCAAUCCAAGGUCAAUCAGAGGGUUCUGCAAAUGGUGCGACAAAAUAUAUCGUAGUUCCUGGUAAAAGGGUAGGUAAGGAGGUAGAAAAAAGGCCAAUUGAAACCCCCAAACCACUUAAAGCAAAGAAAGGUGGUUUCAAGAAGAAAUGGAACAAGAGGAAAUUCAUGAAGAAGGAUGGUCAAGCUGUUGAUGUUGAAAAGGAUGAAGCUAGAGUGGCUGGAGAUGCUCAUGAUUCUGAUGUCCUAAUGCAGCCAACGGUAAUAACACAGGAGGCAUCUUGUGGCACUUUGUUCCUGCAACCUUGUGAGGAAGCUAAAAGAGUAGAAGAUGAGCCACCUAGAGAUAUUGAAAUGGUACAACCUGAUAAGGAGAACCAACACAGUGACGCUGCAUUGGUGCAACCUGAUGAUGAAGCUAGAGUAGAACAGGAGCCAUCCAGAGAUAUUUCAGUGGUGCAACCUAAUGAGGAAGCUAUAAGUGCUAAGCAGGAACCAUCCAUCGAUGCUGCAACCCUGCAACCUAAAGAGGAAGCUAUGAAAACUGGCUGUGUGGCACUUGUCUUGUGUUUAAACAUUAGUGUUGAUCCGCCGGAUGUGAUCAAAAUCUCCCCUUGUGUAAGAAAGGAGUGCUGGAUAGAUCCAUUUUCUAUGGCAGCUCCAAAAGCCCUUGAAACUAUUGGGAAAACAUUACACUCACAAUAUGAGCGCUGGCAGCCAAAGGCUCGUUACAAGCUUCAGCUGGAUCCGACAUUAGAGGAAGUUUAGAAGCUGUGUAAUACUUGCCGUAAAUUUGCUUGAACAGAGAGAGUCCUUUUUAAUUACAAUGGUCAUGGUGUACCAAAGCCUACAGCUAAAGGGGAGAUUUGGGUAUUUAACAAGGUGAAUGUUGCAAAGACACUGCAUAAGCUGCUGCAUUGUUUAUCCUUGUGUGUUUUUGACGAAGUGCCCUUUUUACUUUUUGGUCCAGAGUGAUAGUACUAGAUAGUUGAAGUUGAAAGUGAUAAUGAUGAUUUCCUA